ACGGCACAAGGAGUCAAGGACCUUGUAUUGGUAUUGCGUUGUCGUGUACACUGAGCACACGCGCCAAAUUCGGCUGCCGCGCAAGUAAAACGGUUCCCCUGUGCGGGAUGGCCAAGUGGAUAGCGUCAUGGACAUCAUAGGGGAUUGCUGAAAGAAAAUGGAGAAAGAAAAUGAUGAUGUCGCUGACCAACUAGCAUCCGAGAACAACUGUUUGGUGUCACGUUGGAAGCACACAAAGUUUUCAGGAGAGGAUGACAAGCUCCUUAUUGAUUACGAUGUUCUUUUGGAAAAACUGCAGGGUGUUCCUGUGAGUUUUCGACCAUCCCUUGAUGUGGAACUAGUAGCUCUGUAUAAUGCUCUUUUUCUGAAUUGGAAGUAUAACUCUGAUCCUUCAAUACAUCAACUGGCAGGUCUGGCCGUCACUACACUGAAGAGAGUUAGUGAGAUGCUGAUGAAUGUACUAUCACGUGUGAAUGUGACAGAUCAUGAAUCAAACUGGCAGGAUGUUGCUACUUUACUGGAGAAAUUGUGCAAGGCAGAGAAAGAAAUGGGCCGUAAACUGUGGAGCAGUUUAGUGCUACCAACCAUCAUAGUGCUGCUACACCUGAUGAUGGACACUUUCUACAGUGAUGCACUGAGUGUCAUCGAAUCCCUCCAGGCAGUGAAAGUAGUGAAUGAAGAAUUGCAGGAGUGCAACACUGGGCACAUUUUAGCCAAAUAUUUAGUGGAUGACGCUUUUUUGGAUGAGUCUGGAUAUCCAUCUGUCAUUGUGCUUGAUGAUUGUCUGUCUGUAAUGAAGGCAGCCGUCUUGUAUCAUCUUGGAAGCAGAAAUGAUAGUAUUCUUGCGGUGAAGGCGAUAGAGACUGAUUGUCUAAAGGCGCUGGUGUGCUAUUUGAAAGCUGUUGCAGGUAUGGCCGAUGCGCUAGACGGUGAUAAGCCAGUUGAGCCAACUGACCCAGGAGAGCUGAUAGAACUAGCAGAGCUAACAGAGCUUGUGCAGGACUCGCAGCUGCAACCUCUGGCAUUAAACUUAGUGGGAUCUUGUCUGGCUGCAAAGGGCAAGCCUCACAUGGCCAUCCAGUGUUUCCAGCAGUCCCUGCAGGCUUCGCGAUUCACAUAUCUGCUGCCUCUCUACCAUGUCGCGCAGCGGUACAGGGCUCUGCAUAUGUAUGAUGCUGAACUAGAAGCACUCAAUCUCCUUGUAAAGAUGCUGCAGAAUGUAAAACGAAAUUCGUUGUCAUCAAAUGCAUCCACAGUGUUGGAUCUGGAGGCGGAAAUGUCAAAGGUCAUGCGAAAGGACAUCUCUCUAGAGGCGGCCACGUAUACGACUGCUCGUCGCUGUGCUGCCACGCACCACCAGCAGGCCGCAUUUGAAAGCUAUCUCAGUCUGUUGGCUCUACUCCUUAACAACCCCAUGCUGGAGAUAUCAUGGUGGCCCGUACCGUUCCCAGGCAUCCGGCACACAUUUCAUGAAGCAGCUCGUGCUGCCAUCUGCUGUGGGAAACUUCGAGAGGCAGUUGUGAUCUGUGAUUGGAUGAUUGCGAAAUACUCUAAAAUCGAACAGGUAGGGAGUGGCGGCAGCAUUGCUACUGCUGAUGAUCCAGACCCACAGCCACGGUGUACAGACAAUAGCCGCCAGUGCAGCGCACCACCGGGUGUGAAAUCUGGACACAUAGACAGCACAGAUGUCAGGCAGACAACAGGGAUGUAUAAUUCAUGUUGUGGUACUCGCAAGCCUCCGAAAGUCAUUCACUGUCUAGCGUGUGCCAGCCUCCUUCAGUGCAAUGAGCAUGGCAGCAGGCAGGUCAUGGGCACUAACUCUCAAGAGAUGCCAGGUUCCAGAGAUGCAUUGUCAGUGAGAGUUAUUACAAACAUUACGCCGAUGAAGGGCGAUGGUGAUAAUACACCUGGUGGCGGUGGUGGUUCUGACACCAAAGAGGAAUUCGCAGGUUACUGCUGCAACAGCGAAUGUGACUUUGACAUUGAAGUCGGGAAGCUGGACACUGAUGUCAUUGCACUGAUGCUGAAGUGUGAAGCACUUGUGCAGAUGAAUGACAUAUCUGCAGCCCUGGAGAGCUUCUCCAGGUUGCUACCUAGUCUCUACAGCGUGUUCCCAUCAGAAGCAAAGCAACUAGAAGCCAAAUGCAACUGUCUUCUUCGUCUAAAGGCAGAAGCGCAUCUCAAACGAGGCUUGCUACUGGCAGAGAUGGGGCAGCCUUCAGACUCUGUGCACCAGCUACGCCAGUCUCUGCAGUGCAAUCGCGAUGGUGCGGUGGCCAUGUUUAAUUACGUCCUACUGAUGCUGAAGCAAGGGUGCUGUGUGGAUGCUGCAAGGAGCUGGUGUGUCUACAGGAAGCUCCCUAACAGUGCCGACACGUUCCAACUAACCAUGCAGAUCGGGAUAACGGAGACACAACUCAGGGCCACGCAUGGAGGAAUAUCAAACAUUCGGGACCUAGAGAGCGUCAAGCAGUGGCCGUUUAAUAGAAGUCCGAUGCUGAGUGACAUGUUGGUCAUGGACCGACUCAUGCUACAGACGAUUCUACAGACAAGGAAGUCAACCUAGAUUAGUACCAUAUACAGUAUAGAUC
Molecule: messenger RNA, 2591 nt
Organism: Priapulus caudatus
Lineage: Eukaryota; Metazoa; Priapulida; Priapulimorpha; Priapulimorphida; Priapulidae
Exons: 15
Coding region: 158-2566 (802 amino acids)
Biological process (GO): interstrand cross-link repair
Cellular component (GO): Fanconi anaemia nuclear complex
Molecular function (GO): protein binding
Source: RefSeq, a predicted model, not a curated record